Messenger RNA from Sphaeroforma arctica JP610, 2193 nucleotides. RefSeq lists its product as hypothetical. The record is from RefSeq and is a predicted model, not a curated record. Lineage: Eukaryota; Ichthyosporea; Ichthyophonida. Gene Ontology annotation, cellular component: cytoplasm. The transcript has 3 exons. The coding region runs from base 649 to 2097 and encodes 482 amino acids.
CAUUGUGGUCACAAGACCCGGUCGCAGUCACAAUGGUCGCAGUCUAACAAAUCUCCACAUAUUUUAUUGUUAAUUUUAUUGUUUCUAUAUAUUGUUUUUGUUGUAAAAAUAGAAAAAAUUACAGACAAAAAAUAAUAAUUUCCUAGUACGUAGUAUGUAUGUAGGGUUUUCUGCUUUUUUGGCGGCACGGCAUAAUAUAACUUACAGCACGUGCACUGGAAGGACCCCACAGAUAUUUACCAAAACAACCUGCGACUGCGAGGCUGCAUCUGUGUUGUCGUCUGUAGGUCUUUCAGUGCUAGGUGUGAGAACAUUUGUGGAUAUAUAUUUAGUAAGAAUAGUGUUAUCAGUACAAUAAUAUAUAUUUAUAUUAUAGUUCCCAAGUUGUACACUGUUCAGCAAUGCUUCCAAUGCUGUGGCCCUCCACCUUUUUGAUUUAAAAGUGUUCUAAUUAAAUACAUCAUCCUGACUUUAGAGGCGUAGGUAGUGCGUGAUCUUCGACAAUUCCUCGAUAGUAUAGAUUGUAACCUUGACCAAUAUAAACCCGUUAACGGACACACCAGUGUACCGGUGAGGACAAUUGUUUUACUAAGAGAGGCUUUUAAUACGACCGGUAUAGUAUAUACUAAUUCACGCUACCCGAUCACAAUGAACACAUCGACAACAAUAGACACCACCCCAGACAAAGAAGGGCAGGUGCCAGGCAAUGCGGUGAUUGUGGGGUUUGUAGACGACUUUGCAGAAAAUGAGGAGAAGGACCUGUUCCCCUCAAAGACCGGGGGUAAGCCUGAAUGGCUUUGCAUGCCACAUGUCCCUGCGAGUGCCCUGUUGAUGUGUCCUGAGUGCGACAACCCCAUGUGCUUUCUCAUGCAGUUGUAUGCACCAUUCGAUGAUAAGCCAGAGGAAGCGUAUCACCGCACAUUGUAUGUGUUCUAUUGCAGAGAGAAGACCUGUCAGACUAAGCAAUUCGAGGCCCAGACGGCCAUACACACACAGCUACAAUCACACAAACACAGUUUAGACAAUAAAUCGCAGAAUAUAGAGGAUGACAACACAGCCACAAGUAAUGAAGCAGAUGAGAUGCUGUGCACCAUGCGUGCGUUGAGAUGCCAACUACCUCGAGAUAAUCAGUACUACACAGACACAGACACUCCCGCACACAAACCACACAGCCUACUUGUGCCAAAACUGUGCAUUGUGUGCGGUGCACGAGGCGAUAAGGUCUGCGGGUCGUGUCAUGACAUAAACUACUGCUCACGUGCACAUCAGAGGCUACACUGGAAGCGGUAUGGCCAUAGCAACACGUGCACAGGCAAGGAGACACCCACUACAUCCACCCCCAAAGUACAAUCACCCGAAGACAAGCAGGUGAUUGCCCGCACAGUGCUGCGGGAGAUGGAUAUAUACAGCGACGAAGUGGUCCGUGCAGAGGCUGACGAAUCAGACUUAGACAGUAGCGAUGAGAGCGAUGAGGAUGAGGGGGCCUCGGAGGGGGUCUCGGCUAGGGUCAAGAGCAAGCGAUGGGAAGACUAUCUUCUGAUGGUGGCGGAACUAAAUGCCAAGCGAGCACGUGAGGGCAUGGAUCCACUAGACAAGGAGGAGAUCCCCUUUGACGACGCCAAAGUGUACAAGGAUAGAGCCUUCCUAGCAUUCCAACGUGAGGUAAAAGCCACCGGUGCCGAUCAAGUGCUGCGCUAUGUGCUCGAGAAUCACACGAACACUGUGUGGGUUAACGCAGACACUAUGCCUCCGUGCACUGUCACAGCCAUCGACGGCAGAGACAAGUUGCUGAGUGAUGCUGUACCGAACUGUCAGCGGUGUGGGGCGGCGCGUGUACUGGAGUUGCAGAUUCUGCCACAGAUGCUGUACCACCUGCGGCUGGAUGACGAGUGGGGACUUCUGAGUGUGUACACGUGCUCACAGUCGUGUGCACCGGAAACUCAGGGUGAGUACUCGUUGGAGUAUGUGUUUAGGCAAGACAUCGGUACAACGGCAACGUAUGAACUGCCAAUGGGCGACGCAAAGGUAGGCUCAGCGAAGGUAGCCAACAGGGGUGGCAAUAUUGCCAGCAUUAGUGAGUCAUCAACGGAAGCAUAGAGUGGCGUAUACGCCAAACAAGGAAUAGAGUAUAAGCCAAGCAAUGUGAAACAAUUUUAGUAAAUAAUAAACCUUACAAGCCAAACAAGAAAUAGA